Lolium rigidum is the source of this 1060-nucleotide messenger RNA. Its product is annotated as transcription factor WRKY45-1-like. Gene Ontology annotation, biological process: regulation of DNA-templated transcription. The coding region runs from base 242 to 868 and encodes 208 amino acids. The transcript has 3 exons. Gene Ontology annotation, molecular function: sequence-specific DNA binding; DNA-binding transcription factor activity. Lineage: Eukaryota; Viridiplantae; Streptophyta; Magnoliopsida; Poales; Poaceae. The record is from RefSeq and is a predicted model, not a curated record.
AAGAUAAUCUUUGCAUCUCCCGUUCCCGGUCUCAGUUUAUGAGAGGGGGAGUUUUUUAGUCUGUAAGCUGCAUCAGGGUCUCAAUUAUAGAGGUCUUGACGUUAAGCUAAAAGGGGAGCUCCGGUCUAGUACGCUUCCCUCUGAUUAAGCCUAGCUCAUACCUUUUCCUUCUUCUUCGUCUUCCUCCUCCUCCUCCUCUUCCGGCCGGCUCUAGUCUUCUUGCUCUUGGCGACUGAGAGCAAUGUCUCCUGUGCCCAGCCCACAUCAGUCGCACCUUCUAGGCCAUGGAUCAAGGAAGGAGAAGCGGAUGAGGAAAGUUGAUACCUUUGCGCCCCACAACGACGGCCACCAAUGGAGGAAGUACGGCGAGAAGAAGAUUAACAACUGCAACUUCCCCAGGUACUACUACAGAUGCACCUACAAGGACAACAUGAACUGCCCAGCGACGAAGCAGAUUCAGCAGAAGGACCACAGCGACCCCCCAUUGUACCAGGUCACCUACUACAACGAGCAUUCCUGCAACAGCGCCUUCCUCGCCCUCACCCCCACCGAGUUCCAGCUGCAGACCGCGUCCGGGAAGGCUGUCUCCAUCUGCUUCGAUUCAUCCGGGGCUCAAGAGCCGGGAGGAGGCUCGCCGUCUUCGAGCACGGCGGCGCCACGCGGCGCGCCGUCGGAGAACAAGAACCAGACCCAGACCACCCUCAAGCUCCGGUCAGAAGCGCUUUCCUGGGGCCCCGGCGUCGUGGAGCAAAAGCCCGAGCUCCAGUCCUGCAGCACCGCGUGCCAAGACGCGUAUUCCGCCGCGACCAUGUCUGAGGACAUAGAUGCAGGCAGAUUCGGCUCUAUCAGAUUCUUCCAUUUUUUGUAAAUGGGAUCAAUGGAAGACACUUCUUGAUUUUUACCUCAAAGAACUAAUAUGAUACACAUCUUCUUUUUUUCCCAUCUGCAUGCUAGAGCACCAGGUAUUCGCAUGCCAGAUGUGGACAAGAUUUUCUUAGUUCAAUUGGAAUACCACUGCUAAUUCGGAUGGCAGAGUUCAGUUCUGCAAACUCUCAUGUUA